UCAUCUGCCUCUUUCUUGUAGGCUAUAUUUCGGGGGGCUGUCAAAGAAAUGUGGGCGACGCUUAAGUAGGAAGGUCGCAACCGUCAUCUCCACAUCAAUAAUUAAGUAUUCCCAAUUCGAAGCCUUCUCGUACGCUGGAAUUGUUCCAUCAAUAUAACUCUUAUCCAUCCCAAUCGUUUCAUGAUGCCGUCGAUACCACAGUCUGAUGCAGAAUGGGCGGCAUUGAUCUCAAAUGUCGAGUCAUCAGUCGAGGUAUCGGAGGACCAAUGUGCCUUGCCAUCGCUUGACCAACAGCUGGCUCAAUACUUUGACCACACGUUGCUCAAGUUGGACGCAACAGAAGAAGGAAUUGAGAAGUUAUGUACGGAGGCGAAAGAGCAUGGAUUCAAGACGGUAUGUGUUCGCGUCAAUUGGGUCCCCAAAUGCAAAGAGCUCCUCACCGGAACGGACAUUGGCGUAGCAUGCGUGAUUGACUUUCACGAGGGGACGAGUACACUGCAAGAGAAAUCCGAGGAAACGAAACUGGCUGUUGCACAUGGUGCCUCCGAACUCGAUCUCGUCCUUCCCCGUCAAUUCCUCACAGGAGAUGCGGAACAAUAUGUCACGCUCUACGACCACCUGAACACCAUCCGCACACUUGCCCCGUCUCCCACCGUGCUCAAAAUCAUCCUCGAAACGUCUCAACUGUCACGUAGCCAGAUCAUCGCCGCAUGUACGAUCGCGGGGUUCGCCUCCUUCGACUUCGUCAAGACGUCCACAGGCUUCUGCGGUCGUGGGGCGAGUGUCGAUGACGUGCGGCUGAUGCGGGCUUGCUCCGCGACGCUCGAAUCGCAGGGGUUUGGAUGCAAGAAGAUGGCCGUGAAGGCGAGCGGGGGGAUCAGGACGCUGAAGGACACGAUCGAGAUGAUCGCGGCUGGGGCGACGAGACUGGGUGCGAGCGCUGGGGUGGGAGUUAUGGAGGAGGUGAACGGAAGGGAGUCGAAAGGAGGUAAUGCGGUUGCUGGUGGGUAUUGAGCAAGUUGAUUCUGUAUAUUACAAGAUAUCUUCAUAUUAAAUACUCCGCGGUCGAGCAUCGGGACGUUGGAACCGAACUCUAAACGCCCAAUCAUAGGGAAAUAGUGCCCUAAUCUGCUUCUGCUUCCGAAGCAUCCCUUAUCCAACGCUCGUAUAGAUGAUG
Molecule: messenger RNA, 1177 nt
Organism: Eremomyces bilateralis CBS 781.70
Lineage: Eukaryota; Fungi; Ascomycota; Dothideomycetes; Eremomycetales; Eremomycetaceae
Product: deoxyribose-phosphate aldolase
Exons: 3
Coding region: 181-1014 (277 amino acids)
Biological process (GO): deoxyribonucleotide catabolic process; carbohydrate catabolic process
Cellular component (GO): cytoplasm
Molecular function (GO): deoxyribose-phosphate aldolase activity
Source: RefSeq, a predicted model, not a curated record